Molecule: messenger RNA, 1044 nt
Organism: Mangifera indica (mango)
Lineage: Eukaryota; Viridiplantae; Streptophyta; Magnoliopsida; Sapindales; Anacardiaceae
Exons: 1
Coding region: 150-923 (257 amino acids)
Source: RefSeq, a predicted model, not a curated record
UAUUUUCAAAACUCAAAACCCUUGCUGUUUCUUAUCAUUUUGUCAUCUUUCUUUGACAAUUAUUUAUAUAUGCAUACAUAUAUAUAUAUAUAUAUAUAUAUAUAUAUAUAGAAGUUGGGUUAGCAAAGAGAUUCAGAGAUUUCAGAGAAAUGGAGAAACAUGCUAAACCCAGAAGCAAUAUCUUAAAAUUUCUACCAAAAGCUGCUUCUGCUGUCAACUUUCAAAACCUUCCUUUCAGCCCAGGUAGAGAAAAGAGAUCAGAUAAUCACAUAAACAAGCUCAAAGCUCAUGCCGGUAAAGGAUUCUCAGGUCCCAUAAUAUCAAUAAUCCCUGAUGAAGCUCGAAGAAAGUCCAAGAAUGAAAGCUUUGAAAACCAGGAACCCACUUCGCCCAAAGUUUCAUGCAUGGGCCAAAUCAAAAAGCACAAAGCCAAUCACCAGAAGAAGAAGAUGAUGAAACAAAUGAAGUCGACGGUCUCGCUUCCAAAAGAUACUAAGCCUGCUAAAUUAUCUUCUUCUCCACGAGAGGUAAAGAAACAGGCAUCAAAGUUUAAGAGACUCUUUAGCGGCGUAAAACCACCAAGAAAAUCUGAUGUUUCUGGCGAUGAUAAUGAUCAGAAACUAACAGAUACAGCGCCUGCUUUGAAUCAGAUGAAAAAGUUUGCAAGUGGUCGUGGUGCUUUUUCCGAUUUUGAUUGGAUGGCUCAUCAGAUUGCACCGCUGGAGUCCGAUCACCGGAAUUGUUAUUCUGACGAAGAGAGAGGAGACAGUGAUCGUGAAGAAGAAGAAGACUAUAUUAUUCCAUUUUCGGCACCUUUAACGGUAGGUGGAGGAGUAGAAUUGCAGCCAAGGAAAGAAGUCAAUUUAUGGAAGAGAAGAACCAUUAAACCACCCAGGCCUCUUCAAUUGAAUUCGAUGGUCUGAGCAAAUUGAUCAAGUACAUGCAAUUUUUACUGGGUUUUUUUGUUUUGUUCAUCUCAAAUUUGAUUCUGUGCAUAUAUUUGUUCAUACAUGAAUGUUAUUCAAUGUGGUUUUUUGUCUUCAA